GAGGAUGCUGAGCGGUGGAUGUAACUGCUGUGCAGGCCAAGGGGAGAGAAGAGGGUCCUUAAGAGAGGAGUACCGAAGGAGAGUCCCAGAGGAAAGCAGAGCUUAGGAGGAAGGGCUGGAGAGACUUGGGCUUAGCUGCUUGAAGUGGGGCUGAGUUAGAGGCGAGGCUUAGAGCGAGUAUACUAGAGGGGCCGUGUAAAAUGUGGUAAAGCUGUGUGGUUCGAAACUUCAGCCUGCGUCAGAAUCACCUGAAGGGUGUUUUAAAACGCAGGUCCCUAGGCUCUACCCCCAGGGUCUGUGAUUCAGGGAAUCUGGGGUAGGGGGCUGGGAAUUUACAUUUCUAACGAAUUUCCUGUGGCGCCGCUGCUGCAGGUAUUCAAGCCACACCUUCAGACCCCCUGACUUAGGGAAAUGCUUUGGAAGUGCGAAACAAUUGUACGUGAAAGCGGUGAGAGAGGCGGGGGCUUAAACACUGAGAGCGGAAAAGGCGGGGCUCACGCUCAGGGGCGUGGCUCGGCCCCAGAAGCUCCGAGAGGCGGGGGUUACCAGGGAGAGGUGGGCUUCCAGAGAGUGGGGGCCUUUGAGACUGGGAAGUACGGGGCAGACUUCAAGGGCUGGGUCGACGAGGGUGGGUUCUGAGGCGGUGAGCGGGAACUAUGCUAAAUAAGCUCCGAAAGAGGAGUCGUCGGGGCUGGGGCGGGGCUUAGGCGUUAAUUUUGCAUAAGGGGCGUGGCUUAACGAGGGGCCCCGGGCGUGUGGGCGGUGCCCUAAGAAGGGGCAGGCGCACUGCGCUCCGCUAGCCCACCGGAAGCAGGGCCGGCUUCCCCCUGUCCCUGCGGCCCCCGAGCCAGCGCGCAGGCGCACUUCCCCUUCCCGGUCUCCGCCGCCGCCUCCCCUUUCCGCUCCUCCACGCCGGCGCCUCGGAGACGGGCGCGAUUUCCGCUUCCGGACGGGCGGGCAGGCGGGCGGCGCGGGGCUGCCGGGGAGGGGGAGGGGGUGGCACUUCCGGUCGGGCCCUCGGGUCUCCCCGGAGCGGCGGCGCCUCCUCCGCCUCCUCAGCCUCCUCCCGGCGGAGACCCCGGCGCCGCUUCUCCCCACGCCCCUUCUCCUGGACUCCCCAAGGAAGACCCAGCUUCGGCCGCCUCUUCCCUUGGACAUGCAUUCGUUCACUCUUCACCGAACGAAUAUGCACUUGCUGUUCCAGGUCCAGGGUGUACAGCGUGAAGGGGAGCGAGCCAUACAGUCUUUGUUUUGUGGGUCUUUACAGUCUGGUUGAGACAGAUCAAAAGCAAGUAAACAAGAUCGGUGCUGUUUUCUGGGUUUUUCUGAGAGCCUUAAGAGCUACUUCAGAGGUGAAACCUGAAUUAGCACAGGCAGCCUCGCCACGGAAAGGUCUGGAUGAAUUGUUCCAGGCAGAGGCCCUGAGGUGGCUGUGAGCGUGCUGAUGGGAGGGGCAGCAGGGGAGGUGGUGAGGUUGGAGCAGAGGAGUGGAAGGGAAGAUGAGGGGGGAGACGGUGUGAUCUCACAGGGCUUCAGAGGUGGGGGCAUUGUGAUCAGUCACUUGGCCUUGGUCAGCUCUGCGGAGCCCAGAGCGUUCUUCAUUUGUUCAUUCUUUUCCUUUGUUCAACAACUGUUCAAUGAACACCUGCUACACACUGGGGAUGCAGCAGAGAACAAAACAGACAGCCCUGUCCUCGUGGAGUGCAUAUGCCAGCUCUGGGGCAGACAAUUAAAGAGCAAAAUAUAGAUACUUGUGUGAAAGAAAUACAGCAGGGUAAGAGCAUAGCAGGGCUGCAGUGUCAGAGGAAGUGACAGGAAGGCCUCUUUCAAGAGAUCCCUGUCCCCCCAGCACCAAGAAGUUAGAUCUGUGUGUAGACUCCUCUCCUGGACAGCUGCAGUCCUCCGGGGGGGAUGAGGGGACUCCUUAAUGCUCACCUCUCCUGGGAGUGAAAUGGUUAAGAGCAUGAAACCUGGCUCGCACUAGCCUUCAUAUCUCUGAGCAGACCACUCCCUAUUUCCAGGCCUCAUUCAUUCACUCAUUUAACACAUUUGUCGAGAUAGGCCCUGUUCUAAGUGCUGGAGCUAGACCAGUGAACAAGUCAGAUGCAAAAUCUUGCCUGCUUGGAGCCCACCUCCAGGAGGGGCAGUCCAGCAACAAAUAGAACAUACGUGGUGGUACUGACUGGAGGGCAUGGCAACCCACUCCAGUAUUCUUGCCUGGAGAAUCCGCAUGGAGCCCUGUGGGCUGCAGUCCAUAGGGUCGCAAAUGCACACACGCAUGCACUGACUGGAAAGGAGAGAAGCGAAGGAGGCUGGGGUGAGCAGGAAUGUUGCUCUGGGUGACAGGUCACAGUGGUCUUGGAGCACCCUGUUGAGAAGACAGCAUCUGAGCAGACGUGAAGGAGAUGAGGGGGUGAGACAGCUAUAUGGAUGGGAGUCCCAGCCUUCCAGGCAGAAGCAACAGCCUGUGCAAAGGCCCUGGGGCAGCGAUGGAGCCGGCAUGUGGCCAGAGCUGCCAGGAGGCAGCUGGGGCUGCGGAGGUCUUCUCUGACCUCCUCUGAGAUGUCACUGCAGGUUUUGAGCAGAGGAGCAACAGUGACAUGGUUCGGUCUUAGUCUUCUGUCUACUAAGUAAGAACAAUAAUAAAGCUUAUCUUUUUCCUUUUUUCGUAUUUAUUUGGCUCAGUCGGGUCUUAGUUGUGGUGCGCGGGCUCCGUAGUUGCGGCAUGUGGGAUCUUCAUUCCCCAACCAAGGAUUGAACCCACUUCCCCUGCAUUGCAAGGCAGAUUUUUAACCACUGGAUCACCAGGGAAGUCCCAGGAAUGCUUAUCUUGCAAGUCUGUUGUGAGUGUGAUUGAAACAAGACACAUAAAACAGUGCGGUGUUGGUAGCAUGGAGGAAAUGUCAGUGGCUAGUCCUAGCGUUGUGUGGCGGCAAAGUGAGUGGGCAGAGUAUUUCCGGCACAAAGUGGAGUGAAGGCUUUUUAAAAAUUUUAUUUUGGAGAGAGAUAUUGAAAGACAGCAUGGAAAUUCCCUGGUGGUCUAGUGGUUAGGACCCCAUGCUUUCACUGCAGGGGGACCAGGUUCCGUCCCUGAUCAGGGAACUAAGAUCUUGCAAGCCAUGAGUUGUUACCACAAAAAUAGAAAAAGAUAGAUGGCAUGUUGUGAGGAUAACAGCAUGUCCUCUUGAACCUCAUCACUGGCCUGCGAUUCCUGGCCCUGCCACUUGGUGGUGGUAUGACUUUAGGAGAUUAAUUGACCUCUCGGGCCCUCAGUCUCUUCCUCUGUAAAAUGGGGUUAAUAAUCUGAACCAUCUUCUACGGUUAUUGGGAAGACUCAUUGAGUCAACACACAUGACGGAUCUAAAAGGGUACUUGCCACGCAGGAAGCACUCACUCGGGCCCCGUUACUGUGUGUCAUUGUUAUUGUCAUUACAGAUGAGAAUCUCAUCACAAGGCAGCUUUAUUGCACCAGCAUGGCCCACAGGUCUGGGCAUCAGGGGCCUGGAAUCCAGUACUUGCUUUCCCCUCCUUGGGGAAAUGACCCCUCCCACUUCUGUUUCCUUCCUUGUGCAAUGGAUCCAGUCAUGUACAGGACGUUAGGAGGCAUCAGGGUGAUGGUCCACGUGAAACCCGACAGACAGUAAACACGAGUUGCUAGGACUGUGAUUGCAGUUGCUGUGGGACUCCUCCUUGGGAGGGGCUGCCCCCUCAGGCCACUGCCCGAAAUACACCAUACAUCUCCCCUUAGAAAGACAGCAGUUUAAGACUCAGGUCCCCGGAGACAGGAAAUGUGGCUCCUUUCCCAGUGGAAAUAGUUGUGAGUCCGGUCAGUUUUGUCCUUCAGUCCCACCGCCUGCAUCUCAGCCGCAGUCCUUAGGCAUCUCACCUGCCUUGGAGGCCCUCUUCACGACAUCAUUCCCACCAGAACUCAUCCUCCUGGGUACACCUCGACAAUAUCAGCUCCAUCUCGGCUAAAUGCUGCCACCCCCGCCCCCGCCAACCCCGGAAGUACUGUUCAGCACAGUCGAUUCCCUUUAUUCAACGAAUUUAUAUCAGCAGACACCAACAGCUAUGUUUGCCUCUGAGCCCAGCUUUAGCUGCAUCUAACUUUUGUUACUUUUCCAUUUUUGUCCAUCUGAUUUCACACUGGUGAUGAGGGAGGGUGCUGUUUAAUCCCCACAUUUCAGCAAAUAACUUACCGAGUAGCCACGCUGCGCCAGGCGCUGUGCUAGGUGCUGGGUGCCCAGUGGUGAGCCACACAGGCCAAGUGUUCGCUGUCUUAGGCGAGGAGAGCCGACAGUAGAGACAGCAAGAGGAAAUAUGCGCAGUAUGUUGGCAGCAGUGGCUUUGGUGAAAAAAGUGCGGCAGGAUGAGGGGCGCGUGAGUGGUGGGGCGAGGGACGCACGUCCCCUCUCCUGGAGGCGACAUCGACCCGGAGCAGAGACCUCAAGGGGGUUAGGGCAGGGGGCGUGGGGUCUGGGGACAAGGGUCUAGGCAGGAGGGAGCAGCCUCACCGCCAUGUGUUCAGGAAGGUAACCCCCCUCCCACCCGGCCCCUGUAGAAACGCCCCUCAUAACCCAGAGAGCGCCCCCAAAGUAAGGCUCCUGUCCCCCCAGUUCCACCCUCACCUUCCUCCUCCUCGGGGAACCACCUUGUGCGUGCGCGUCAUGGCAAGGAUUCCGAGGGUGCUGGCCUGGGGGAGCGCCCCGCAGCCUUAGCUGUGUGCUUGGGGUGGGGCGGGGCUUCAUCCCGGGACCCGGCCCCGCCCCCGCCGGGAGCUUCCUACCACCACCACCCCCCCCCGCCCCCAUCCUUCACAUGCCUCCCCACGGUCCCCUCCCCAGCCCACUCUAGCACUGCCUCCCGGACUCGGCUUCGCACACAGGCUUCCACCAGCACCUGGCCACGCCUUUGCUCCUUCCGGAGAUCAGAUUAACCAGCCGAGUGUGAAGGGCAUGGGCUGCUGAAUCGCACCCAGGGACACCAGGAGCUGGAGGCUAAAAAUUCUGACCUCCGGGCAGGGGUCGGGGAGGCACUCACCUUUCACCUGUCUGGGGACAGAGGCAGCCAGACGGGCCCACUGACCCCUGGGGUGGUCUGGCCGCAGGGCCCGGGCCCCAGCGGAGGGGGGACAAUGGCUAAAAAGCACGCCUGACCGGGCGGGCCCUUCUCCCCGUGGCACUCCACCCGCUCAGUGGAGGCAUUUCCCGGGGCCUCUGGUGGGUGUCAGGCUGAGAUCAAUUGCAGGGGACACUGGAUUGAGGCAGACGGAUGCUGGCCAGCUGCAGUCUGGAAGGAGAGGUCCUGGAAAAGUGCUUCGAGAACAACUGCUGGGUGGAGGGAGCAGGAGUUGCCCCCAGGGGCGAGGGCGGGAACCCCGACUCCUGGACCACCUGCCACCAGGCUCCUCCCAGGCGCGUGAUGCCCAUGAAGGGUCCCCCAUCUCCCCGCCGCCCAGGAUGGAGGCCAACCCAGCGGGCAGCGGCGCCGGGGGCGGCGGGAGCGGCGGCCUGGGGGGCGAGGACGGGGUCCACUUCCAAAGCUACCCCUUCGACUUCCUGGAGUUCCUCAACCACCAGCGCUUUGAGCCCAUGGAGCUGUACGGGGAGCACGCCAAGGCGGUAGCUGCGCUGCCCUGCGCACCGGGGCCCCCGCCACAGCCGCCGCCACAGCCGCCGCCGCCCCAGUACGACUACCCGCCCCAGGCCAGCUUCAAGCCCAAGGCCGAGGCCCCCUCCUCGUCGUCCUCCUCGUCCUCGUCCUCCUCCUCGUCCUCGUCGUCGUCCUCCCAGGCCAAGAAGCCCGACCCGCCACUGCCUCCCGCCUUCGGGGCACCGCCGCCCCCGAUCUUCGACACGGCCUUCCCUGCCCCGCAGUGGGGCAUCGUGGACCUCUCGGGCCACCAGCACCUGUUUGGGAACCUGAAGCGCGGGGGGCCGGCCUCCGGGCCGGGGGCCGCCCCGGGGCUGGCCGCGCCCCCGGGGACUCCCGGGCCGCUCCCCGCUGCCUCGCAGGCGCCGCCGGGUCCGGCGGCGGGGGCAGCAGCCUGCGAAGCGGCCAAGGACGACAAAGGCUACUUCCGGCGGCUCAAGUACCUGAUGGAACGGCGCUUCCCGUGCGGCGUGUGCCAGAAGUCCUUCAAGCAGUCCUCGCACCUGGUGCAGCACAUGCUCGUGCACUCUGGCGAGCGGCCCUACGAGUGCGGCGUCUGCGGCCGUACCUACAACCACGUGUCCAGCCUUAUCCGCCACCGCCGCUGCCACAAGGACGUGCCGCCGGCUGCGGGCGCCCCGGUGCCGCCGCCACUCCCGCCGCUGGGCUUGCCAGCGCCCGCCGCGCCCUCCUCGGCGCCCCCUGGGCCCCCGGCCGCGCCCACCGACGGCAGCGCGGCCCCCGCGGGCGCGGGCGUCGGUGUGGCCCCUCCAGCGGGGACGGCGGCGGGGGGCGGCGACGGCCCGUUCGCCUGCACGCUGUGCUGGAAGGUGUUCAAGAAGCCCAGCCAUCUGCACCAGCACCAGAUCAUCCACACGGGCGAGAAGCCCUUCUCGUGCUCCGUGUGCAGCAAGAGUUUCAACCGCCGGGAGAGCCUCAAGCGCCACGUGAAGACGCACUCGGCCGACCUGCUGCGCCUGCCCUGCGGCGUGUGCGGCAAGGCCUUCCGCGACGCCGCCUACUUGCUCAAGCACCAGGCGGCGCACGCGGGCGCUCCCGGGCCGCGGCCCGCUUACCCCUGCGAGCUGUGCGGCAAGUCCUACUCAGCGCCGCAGAGCCUGCUGCGCCACAAGGCGGCGCAUGGCCCGCCCGCCGCCCCCGAUGCGCCCAAGGACGCGGCGGCCCCCGGCGCGCCGCCCGCACCCGCCUUCCCGCCGGGGCCCUACCUGCUGCCCCCGGACCCGCCCGCCUCCGAUGGCGAGAAGGCGGCGGCCGCGGCGGCCGCGGCGGUGGUGUACGGCGCAGUGCCCGUCCCGCUGCUGGGCGCCCACCCGCUGCUGCUCGGCGGGGCCGGCCCCGGCGGGGCUGGGGGCUCGGGCGCCAGCACGCCCGGCAAGACGUUCUGCUGUGGCAUUUGCGGGCGUGGCUUCGGGCGCCGCGAGACCCUGAAGCGGCACGAGCGGAUCCACACGGGCGAGAAGCCACACCAGUGCCCGGUGUGCGGGAAGCGCUUCCGUGAGUCCUUCCACCUGAGCAAGCACCACGUGGUGCACACCCGCGAGCGGCCCUAUAAGUGCGAACUCUGCGGCAAGGUCUUCGGCUACCCGCAGAGCCUCACGCGCCACCGCCAAGUGCACCGGCUCCAGCUGCCCUGCGCCCUGGCCGGGGCCGCCGGCCUCCCCGCCGCCCAGGGCGCCGCAGGGGCGGCCGGCCCGAGCAGCUCAGCCGCGUCUGGGGCCGCCGCGGACGGGCUCAGCUACGCCUGCUCGGACUGCGGCGAGCACUUCCCGGAUCUCUUCCACGUCAUGAGCCACAAGGAGGCGCACAUGGCCGAGAAGCCCUACGGCUGCGACGCCUGCGGCAAGACCUUCGGCUUCAUCGAGAACCUCAUGUGGCACAAGCUGGUGCACCAGGCAGCCCCCGAGCGCCUGCUGCCGCCUGCGCCUGGCGGCGCCCAGCCCCCGGAGGGCUCCGGCGGCACCGACGCGGCCACCGUGCUGGACAACGGGCUGGCCGGGGAGGUGGGGGCAGCCGUGGCGGCGCUGGCUGGGGUGUCCGGGGGCGAGGACGCUGGCGGGUCCGCGGCGGCCGGGGGCAGCGGGGGCGCCAGCGCGGGCCCCGAGCGCUUCAGCUGUGCCACCUGUGGCCAGAGCUUCAAGCACUUCCUGGGCCUGGUGACCCACAAGUACGUGCACCUGGUGCGCCGGACCCUGGGCUGCGGCCUGUGCGGCCAGAGCUUCGCGGGCGCCUACGACCUGCUGCUGCACCGGCGCAGCCACCGGCAGAAGCGGGGCUUCCGCUGCCCAGUGUGCGGCAAGCGCUUCUGGGAGGCGGCCCUGCUCAUGCGCCACCAGCGCUGCCACACGGAGCAGCGGCCCUACCGCUGCGGCGUGUGUGGCCGCGGCUUCCUGCGCUCCUGGUACCUGCGGCAGCACCGCGUGGUGCACACGGGCGAGCGCGCCUUCAAGUGCGGCGUGUGCGCCAAGCGCUUCGCGCAGUCGUCCAGCCUGGCGGAGCACCGGCGGCUGCACGCUGUGGCGCGGCCCCUGCGCUGCGGCGCCUGCGGCAAGACCUUCCGCUACCGCUCCAACCUGCUGGAGCACCAGCGGCUGCACCUUGGCGAGCGCGCCUAUCGCUGCGAGCACUGCGGCAAGGGCUUCUUCUACCUGAGCUCCGUGCUGCGCCAUCAGCGCGCGCACGAGCCGCCGCGGCCCGAGCUCCGCUGUCCCGCCUGCCUCAAGGCCUUCAAGGAUCCCGGCUACUUCCGGAAGCACCUGGCGGCCCACCAGGGCGGCCGGCCUUUCCGCUGCUCCUCCUGCGGCGAGGGGUUCGCCAACACAUACGGCCUCAAGAAACACCGCCUGGCGCACAAGGCUGAGGGCCUGGCGGGGCCGGGAGCGGGGGCCGGCCCGUUGCCCGGGAAGGACGCCUGAUCGGGGAGUGUGCCUCCCCAUCGCCACUCCCAUCAGACGUCCCCUCCCGGACUCGCCCCUCGGGGGCGCGGACCUCCUCCUGCCGGCCCUCCCAUCCAUCAUCCUUCCGAACUUAAGACAGACUAGUCUCCUCCCCCAAGGCCCAUGUCGUGCAGACCCUAGCCUGCCUCUCUCCACCUGGACCUCCCUGGCCCUCUCCUCCUCCUAUCGGACACUGAACUCGACCCUCCGUCCACCCCUAAUGUGUACCCCUCUCCAGCCCCACUGCCCUAGCAGCCUGCAGCCCCCCCAGUGAUCUGGGUGGAGCCGGGUCUGGACGGCCUCUCCCCCUUCCCCGGCAAACUGGCCGGACAGCGGAGCGUGAGCGGUUCGGGAGGGCACGGGGUGGGGGCCUGGGUGCUCUUGGUUUGUGGGGGUGGGGGGCGGGGGGCAGACGCGGCUUGUACAGAGCGGAGAAUAAUAAAUCUUAUCAACA
Bubalus bubalis (water buffalo) is the source of this 9060-nucleotide messenger RNA. It is a transcript of the gene ZNF865, whose product is annotated as zinc finger protein 865. The record is from RefSeq and is a predicted model, not a curated record. The transcript has 3 exons. Lineage: Eukaryota; Metazoa; Chordata; Mammalia; Artiodactyla; Bovidae. Bases 5460 to 8585 code for a protein of 1041 amino acids.